Molecule: messenger RNA, 2227 nt
Organism: Papaver somniferum (opium poppy)
Lineage: Eukaryota; Viridiplantae; Streptophyta; Magnoliopsida; Ranunculales; Papaveraceae
Product: dihydroxy-acid dehydratase, chloroplastic-like
Exons: 15
Coding region: 88-1962 (624 amino acids)
Biological process (GO): branched-chain amino acid biosynthetic process
Cellular component (GO): chloroplast stroma
Molecular function (GO): dihydroxy-acid dehydratase activity
Source: RefSeq, a predicted model, not a curated record
CAAAAUAAAAAGGAACUCAAAAACCUACAAAACCCCUACCUACCACCAUCUUCAUCACCACCACUUCACCACCACCAUCUAACAAAAAUGCAGGCUUCUCUCAUAUCCUCUCCGGCCUGUUUCUCCACCACCACCACCAAAUCCACCAUCAAUGGAGAUUCUUUAUCAUCAUUAUCGUCAUCAUCUCUACCCAUUCAACAAUCUCGUUUAUUAAAACGCCGCCAAAAGCAUUGUUUAAGAAUAUCUGCUUCUUCUUCUUCUGAAGAAUCUCCUCCUCUUGAAGAACAAAAAUUGAACAAAUACAGUUCAAGAAUCACCCAACCCAAAUCUCAAGGGGGUUCUCAGGCAAUUCUUUAUGGAGUUGGUCUAUCUGAAGAGGAUAUGCAUAAACCUCAAGUGGGUAUUUCUUCAGUCUGGUAUGAGGGGAAUACUUGUAAUAUGCAUCUUUUACAUCUUGCAGAAGCAGUUAAAGAAGGGGUAAAAGAAGCUGGAAUGGUUGGGUUUAGGUUUAAUACUAUUGGUGUUAGUGAUGCAAUUUCUAUGGGUACUAGAGGAAUGUGCUUUAGUUUGCAAUCUCGGGAUUUGAUUGCUGAUAGUAUUGAGACUGUUAUGUCUGCUCAAUGGUAUGAUGCUAACAUCUCCAUCCCUGGAUGUGAUAAAAAUAUGCCAGGUACAAUUAUGGCAAUGGGCAGGCUUAACCGACCAGGUAUCAUGGUUUAUGGUGGAACUAUUAAGCCUGGUCAUUCUGCAGGAAGUACAUAUGAUAUAGUAUCUGCCUUCCAGGUUUAUGGAGAGUUUGUCAGUGGGUCCAUCAGUGAUGACGAGAGAAUGAAUGUCAUAAAGAAUUCAUGCCCUGGAGCUGGGGCUUGUGGUGGCAUGUAUACGGCAAACACUAUGGCUUCUGCUAUUGAGGCUAUGGGAAUGUCACUUCCAUACAGUUCAUCAAUUCCGGCAGAGGAUCCGUUGAAGUUGCGAGAGUGUCAUAUGGCUGGAAAGUAUCUUUUAGAUUUAAUCAAGAUGGACUUGAAACCACGAGAUAUUAUCACCAAGAAAUCUUUACGCAAUGCAAUGGUUGUUAUUAUGGCCCUUGGCGGUUCCACAAAUGCUGUUUUGCAUUUGAUUGCUAUUGCAAGGUCUGUUGGUCUGGAGCUUACUCUUGACGAUUUUCAGAAAAUCAGUGACGAGGUCCCUUUCCUCGCAGAUCUUAAACCUAGCGGUAAAUAUGUAAUGGAGGAUCUGCACAAGAUUGGUGGAACACCAGCAGUCAUUCGGUUCCUUCUGGAGAAAGGGUUCUUAGAUGGUGAUUGUAUAACAGUCACCGGAAAGACACUGGCUGAAAAUGCAAAAAUGUGUCCUCCGUUAUCAGAAGGACAGCAAAUAAUAAGACCACUGGACAACCCGAUUAAAGCGACUGGCCACAUACAGAUUUUGUAUGGAAACCUAGCUCCGGAGGGAUCUGUAGCAAAAAUUACUGGAAAAGAAGGGCUAUAUUUCUCAGGUCCAGCGCUUGUUUUUGAAGGUGAGGAGUCAAUGCUAGAAGCUAUCUCAGAGGAUCCUGCGAGUUUUAAGGGAAAAGUUGUCGUCAUCAGAGGAGAAGGACCCAAGGGAGGGCCAGGAAUGCCUGAAAUGCUAACACCAACAAGUGCUAUAAUGGGAGCAGGUCUUGGGAAGGAGGUUGCGUUGUUAACUGAUGGUCGAUUUUCAGGAGGUUCUCAUGGUUACGUUGUUGGGCAUAUAUGCCCCGAAGCACAGGAAGGUGGUCCAAUUGGUCUGAUCGAAAAUGGGGAUGUCAUCACAAUUGAUGUUGAGAAAAGAAGAAUGGAUGUUCAGUUGACUGAUGCUGAAUUUGCUGAGCGUCGAAGCAAGUGGAAAGUGCCUGCGUACAAAGCUGACAGAGGAGUUUUAUAUAAGUACAUCAAGAAUGUUACAUCAGCUGCAAAAGGUUGCGUGACUGACGAGUAAAGCAGCAUAAACGGGGACGUUUGUUGUAGAGUCAAAUUUUGUAUAUGAUGCCUUGAGUUAUUCUGCGGAUUUAGAGCAAUAGGGUUCUUCUAUAGAGGCAGCAAUCUUUAUGUGUUAUUCAAUUUGGACAUUAGAGCUGAUGAGGAAUCUCAGCAGUUACUUCGAGACAAUGAUAAUUAAAAUAGUUUCACUAUUUUAAUUUGUAUUCUUAUACAAUGAGAUAUAAAAGUAUUUGAAGUACAGAGACAAAGUCUCGGUUCGGUCA